Acanthaster planci (crown-of-thorns starfish) is the source of this 9189-nucleotide messenger RNA. RefSeq lists its product as uncharacterized. The record is from RefSeq and is a predicted model, not a curated record. NCBI's taxonomy places the organism in Eukaryota, Metazoa, Echinodermata, Asteroidea, Valvatida, Acanthasteridae.
GGGGAAGGAAGAGUUCUAUAUUUAGAAACUGGAAAAUCCAAAUAUACGAACAGUUUCUAAAGUCGCGUAUUCUGAACGUUUUGCGUUGAAAUUAUCCGAAUUGCGUCACUUCAGAAGGUCAGAGAAUCAGAUGACAUAAUAUGGCCUACUGUAUUCUUUGGAUUUGUGUCUAUGUUGGACUAUCUGCCGCAGAGUACAACACAUGCCCCGCUGGCUCUUCUGAGACAAUAAGAGGUGUAUUCGGCACACCAAGAUAUGCUCAAAGGGGAAUCUGGCACGUAAUGACUUGCCCAGAAUUCCGCAGUGGUGAAACACUUGACGGUGUCAUUUGGUACAAAGGGGAAAGUAUGAGCGACCAAUCAAAAGUUCGUCUUAUUAGCCGCUACUUUGGCAAAGUCCUACCGGGCAAAGAUGGGUUUGAGAUAACAUUGGACUUUCGACUUAUUAUUCAAGACGUCGUCCAAGAAGAUGAAGGGAGGUACUUGUGCUUAGUUUCACCAUCUGAUUCGGGAAACAGAUUUGGACAAAUUGACAUAAAUGUUAUCGGUGACACCUUUCCACCGAGUAGCAGUGAGGAACUAUCUGCCGUCAGUUUCCAGCGAGGAGGUAGACAGAUGUUACCAUGUCAGUGUGCGUCAGAGUCACCGGACACACCAUCUGUAGUGUACUGGUCAAUGGGGGAGGGCGUCACUACAGAUACAGAGAUCAUUGGUGCACGUUUCUCUGAUGGCACCACCCUGCAGAUCCAACAUGGCGCUGAUUACAGCAUUGGUAGCGAUGCUUCACUUACAGUCAACUCCCUUACUGAUCUACAUGAUAACCAGCGAUUCUGGUGUCAUGCAUUCCAGUCAGAUGGGACUUUCAAAAAUUGCUACACUGAUGUUGACAUUAAAGGCGAGAAUGGUGCUUCUAAUGCCCUGAGAGCAUCUGAAACAUCUUUCUAUCUCCAAGAAGGAUUGCGCCAGAUUCUCCCUUGCAUUAGCUGGGCAUCAGGCACAGCAACCUGUGAGGUUCAGUGGCUGAAGGUUGACAACUCAGAUCAACUCCUCCUCAGUUACAAUCUGUCGACGAACCAAGUGCAAACUGCCACAGGUUUUAAUCUUGCCAUUGCUUUUGGUCUUGAAUUCGUCUCAGCCGCCGAUGUCCACGGUGGAAGGUACAAAUGUUCUCCCAUGGAUAAUGAGAAUGUGGAGGAAAUUGAUGUUCAUCUUAUAGGUGACCAAUUUCCACUGGACGAUGGUGAGGCGAUAAGAGGUAACACGAGCACCUUUGGACUCAAUAGAAAAUUGACACUUACCUGCCCAGCCACAUUGAACAUUUCCUUGACCACUAGAGCCAUUGUCUUGUGGUCAUACGGGAAACCUCAUGAAAAGACAACUACUGUUGUUGGUAAGCUGACUCUACCAGAUGGAACCAGGAACAUGUCUGAUCUUGGAGACAAGGGAUGCUUCGGCAUAACUUAUGAAGGUUCCCUUGUCCUUAACAAGUGCUCUCAAGACAGUGACGUCAGAUACUGGUGUCAUGUCUUUCCCGAUGGUGACGUGGUCGUCAGAUCAUACCAAGAUUUGGUAUCCAAAGCUGUUGACAAAUCAGAGCCUUUCAGCGUUGUUCUCAUGGUAACUCUGUGCAGUUUCAUUGCCAUGAUCAUCUUGGCAUGUGUUUGCAUUGUGAAAUGGAGGAGGUUUAAACCACUGCCACAUUCCGGCCAACGGAUUGAAGAAUACAUGAGUGUUCCAAAGAUGGAGGAUGAUUAUCACUUGGACUUAACAACGUUGAUCUCAGAAGUCAAAACGUAUGUGAAAAAGGAAUUGAGUAUACUUCCUAUUACGCCCUGGGCAUGGGAUGAAGUAGAUAAGGCAGACAUGGAUGGCCUAUAUACCCCUCCAGACCUAUUUGUCAAUGUUCACUCGCAGGGUGGUGGGGUAAGGUACAAAUUAAAAUCAGAAUCUGAACUAUUUACUGAUUGCAUCUCCCACUUUGCGAGCGAUCAUGUUCUCAUCCAAGGCUUAUCAGGUAGUGGUAAGACAACUUUCGUGCACAAAGUAGCAACUGACUGGGCCUUGGGGAGAGAACAGACGCUGCUUGGAAAAAAGAAAGUUGUCUUUGUUUUACCCGUAAAGAUCCUCACAACAGCUGGAAAAGUGGGCGAGGCUGUUGUUCAGUACAUCCUUUUGAAGGAUGCAGAAAUAUCGGCUGACUCAAUCAAUAAAUAUUGUAAAAGGAAUCCUAGUGACGUGGCCAUCGUUGUGGACGGAUGCAAGGGUGAAAAUGACAUAAAAAAUGUCUUGAAAAUCAUAAAAGCUAAUGAUCUUCUUAAAUGUCAGCUAGUGAUGACCAUAAAAGAUGCGAAGCCCCCAGGUAAAUUGUGUCAAGAGGAGAAAUUGAGGUGUAUUACGAUCACGGGUUUCUCCAAAGCAAAUGCUGAAGUUUAUGUUCAAAGACUCCUACAAAAAACUCCAGCACUUAUCCGCACUUCUCAAAUGAUCGGAACAGCUUCUUUUAAAGGCAGCCACGAGAAUGUGGCGAAAGAUGAAACAAAUUUAGAUGAUAGGGCUCACAAGUACAGUACCAAUGGCAGUGCCUCCUACGCUGGGGCUAAACAAACAGUACAAAGUUCCCAGGCAACUGAGUCAUCUCCACUGCCGACCGCUGAAACAGAACUACUGUCGCAGAACUCUUGCGAUCUGCAAGAAAGCGAAGUCAUCGGCGAAGAAAAAAAUACCAGCAAAAGCAGUGACUCGCCACAAAUUAAAAAUUUAGAAGUGGCACAGACUGGAGACGCUGGUGACUCAUCUAGCAGUGACUCUGAGGCAACACACCAGGGUCAUUACUCUGAGGGUGCAUCUGCCGGGACAGAUCAGAACAGACUUCUUGAUUAUUUACAAGCUGGCUUUCUUACUGCUGAGGUGAAAUGUCUGCCAGUUUAUCUGUCAGUUCUUUGUCGGUAUUUCUUUUUGACAAACGGUAGGGCUUUCAAGGAAUUUCAUCCUAUGGGUAGCUUGUUCUUUAGGUUGAUGAGGCACAUUUUGAAUACGAGUAGCUCUGGCGUGUUGAAAAGAGGUUUAGGUUUUAGGUGGAUUAAAGGCAAAACAAGGGUUGGAUACCAGACGAAAUUCACAGAUGAUCAGUUACUCUUGAUUCAAGGACUUGGAAAAGUGGCAUUCGAACAAAUAGAAAAAUGUGAAAAACCAAUCACAUUUAAUUCAGGAGAUUUUGAGCAGUCAAUUAUCAACUUGGCUAAACAAACAGGAAAGCUCAGCUCCGAUGAUCAGGAGCUUCGUGACUUGGCACAGACUUAUCUGAACGGAGCCAUUAAAAUGGGAAUUCUGUGCCGCACCGAACAGGCGCUUGCAAAGUCUGACAACGACAGAGGAGCACACAAGGACGAUUCUUCAGAGUCCCUAAAUUGCAGUGUGUCUUUCGUUUUAGAGAUAUUUGAAGAUUUGUGCGCCGGAAUCUACGUCAAUUUGAUCCGUGAACAAAAACAAUUGCUUGUUGGAAAAAUAGUCGAUCUUUCUGUCCAUGAUCCUAAAAAAGAGAGCGCAAUUAUCUUUGCCAGUAAGAAUCAACACGGGAUUAAAGUAACAUUCGCCGAGCUUGAAAUUCAACUCAAACGUCCCAUGAGAAGUCCGGGGGCGUUGGCAACUGCCUUACGGUUUCAGAAAAUAGUUAACUUUGCUCUCCAACUGAUUUUCGAAGGUAAGCAGAAAAAUGAUCCAGACGAAAUGUUGCAUUUUCUUGGACUGAAAGGAAAAGUCUGCCUCAUUGGUAUCUCCAGUCACAAGAUUCGAUGUCUGUCGUAUUUUCUCAGACAUGCUAAAAAGUCUUUCCUAAAGUCAAUAGAGUUAUUUCGCAUCGAGAGGGAUGCAUGGCCCAAACUCGAAGAGUAUUUUGACCGUGUUGAGCCUGGAGUCUCAGAGAGCAUUAGGAAGACCACCUAUAAGACCCAACUGGACCCUGAAACAUCAAAACAGGUACGUGAAAAAGUGCAGUCAAGCAGCAAAGACCUGCCUAUGUUUCCUUCUGACCAGUCGGAUACAAGUGUCCUAGAUACCGUCCAAUUGUUUGAUCUACAAGAGCUCGUUGAGUCUCAGUUUGGUGAAUGUCAUUCAUCCAGUGCAGGAAGAAUUUUAGUUCAGUCUCUGCUUCGUCAUGAGAAGCUUGAAAGUAUCGUACUUAAUGGAACGAUCCUCAGUUCAGAGAACCUGUUUGCUUUGGUCGGCGGAGUUAACAAACUCAAGCAUUUGCGGCAGCUAGAUCUCCGCUUUAACAAGGAGUUCGAUGACGACGCUUUCAGACAGGUAGCGAAAGCAUUGAACGGUUGCAGAUCUUUGAUCGACCUUAGGUUAUCUCUGUACAAAGUCACUGUGAAUGGAUUUCAAGAAGUUGGGAAGGAAAUGCAAGCGUGGAGAAGACUGGAAAAGCUGUACCUCCUGCAUGGCACCCCGUUGAACUGCUUUGUGGAGUUCCUGUCAAACAGUUUGCGAUACUUUGAGGGGACCAAAUGCAUCCAUAUUUCAUGCAGAGACACAGGAGAAAAACUACCGUGUGCCACAGCAGAUACAUUUAUGAGGACUGUUGAUGAUCCACACACCUUGCCUCAUCUUAGAGAGCUUGUCAUUUGUAACAUUGGGGAAUUAAAGCAAUGGGCGAUUCACCGAGGGCUCCAAGGACCACAGUGAUAACUCCACGGCUUCAACGACAACAGGCCUGACGCCUCAAAGUUCCCGAGUCAACGUGGAUGAUGAUGAAUCCAUCGACACUGCGGCUAAGGCACUGGAGUACUUUCCGAAAGAUUCCUGUGGAACUGCUGCAGAGUCAAAGGUAUAGUCCAGAAUUAACUCUCUAACAUUCUAUAAUCAUUUGCAUUUUCGUCAGCUUUGAAGUGACAAACGAAAGCAUUACAUUUCUUCCGUCUAAGUGACGACGUCAUCGAGUUAUUUUUUUAGGAAGGUAAUAUUAUAUUUAGGAGGACACUGCAUUGAAUUCAACUAAUAUGCACAUGUAAAAUAUAUUUCAUGGCAUUUAAACUGCUACCGUUUUCACAAAGAGGAGAAAUAUCAAACAAAAAUGUUUGCAUUACGUAGCAAUGACUUCCUGGAAAUAAAACAAAACUAAAGGUGGCUUAUUGAUUAAUAGGGCUGCUGAUGAUAAAGACUUUCCGAAUUUUGAUAACCAGAAUUGAUUUCAGCAGUGACAGACCCGAUCAUUUCCAGUAAACGGGGUUCAUCACAAAACUCAGUAAAAGAUGUCAAGAGUAAAUAAUAGCUAAUAGAUGAUAAUGAGAGGUUGCGCCAAUUCAGUCUACAUUGACGUUCUAGGCGCUUUACCAAAGAUCAUAAAAAAAACUUGUUACAAAAAUUAAAUCAACAAUUAGCAAUUUACGAACGAGCUCAACCAAAAGAACCAUUACAGCGACAUUACACCUACAAGUUUGCAACUUGUAGGUGUUAAUACAGAAAUCUCACCUGCAGAUGGGAAUCGAAGGCCAACUGCCCCAUACGCUUACAAAAACAAUUAAAUGAUAAAUGGAAUUAAAAGCUAAAAAUUGCAGACUUCUGUACACCAUGAAACUCAUUGUUUUUUCUGUAUGUAUCGAUAUUAUUCUUCAAGAUAUACACAUGGUUAAUAAGUAUUAUUUGGAAUGUUCGAACCAGGCGGUUGAGGCACAGGGAAAGGUCACAACCUUGUCAUUAAGGAAAAUUCUGGUUAUUUCUGAUACGGAUAGGUCAUGCUUGAUUAUUAAAGUCUGGUAAUGAAACCAAGGAUUCCUCAAAAGUGCCUUAAUUAGUCAGUGUAGAUAAAGUUUCAGUGGUGGGAGGAAAACCCCAGGAAAAAAUUUUGGGUAAACUCCACAAAAUUGGGUAGGGACUGAAAACCCCAAUCCACCUGUGGACCAAGCCGGGAACCGAACCGGGGCCGUAGAGGUGAAAGGCGUGUAAAGACGUACUACGCAAACCUAACUCCCCGACCCGUCAUCCACAAAUUCCGAGUAGAAAAGCGUGUGUAAGUGGAGUUAUUCAUGCUUUAGUAUCAUGGAUCUGAUUUACGCUGUAUUUUCAUUUGACAGACUAAAUUCCCUUGAAAAAGGUAAUUUGCGUUGUCAUUAUUUAGUAUUCGUCAUCUGGCCUUCAUUUGCUCUGAACAAUUCCUCCUGGUUUCUACGAUAAUAUUCUAGAAGGAAAGAAAUUAUAUUUUUUUAAUUUCUACAAUGCUAACCGGUGAUUUUUUUAAUAAUUAUUUUGUUUUUAUAUUUUGAUAGUGCAGAUAUUGAAAUUUGACGUCUAUAGUUUGGUAAUCAGAUAAUAUAGAGUUUUCCAAAAAAUCUUGACUAAAGGGCAGUUUUAUCAAGUAAUUGUCUUUUUUUAUAUCUAUACUUUUUUCUAACGAUUUAAUCAUCUUCAAAGAUCAUUGGCGGUCCCUUGCACGGUACGAUGUACGAUAAGGAAAAUAUGAUCAGGAUUAAACCAAAGAGAAAUAAAAUGCGAGUUUUUUAAUAGCACGAUUCAUACUAACCACCGCCUGUUAUAUUUGAUCAGAGAAUAGAAAUGUUUGACUGUACAAAAAUUAAAGCCAAGUUUAUCUGAUAUGAAUAUUAGAAAGAGGAUACUAUUAAUAUAAAUGUGUAGAUGUGCGUGUAGUCUCAAGCGCAACAUGUGACAUUUCUCGGAUUUUUACUACCCACAAUUUUCCUGUUGUCACCACCAUACUAUUACUAUUUUAAUGGGGGGGAGCUGUUAUUGACAUUAUUACUUUACAAUAUCACAUCACAAACCAUAUUCAAUUUUUAUAUUCAAUAUCAUAAACAUGCAAUUAAUGGCUAGAUUUUGUGUGGUAUCCAUAAGACUCAACACAGAUAAAUCAGCUGUUACACUCAGUGAGAAUAAAGGAUGUUUAUCAUACAUGAAACGAUAUCACAAGGAGGAAAACGGUGGACAGGUUGCAGAUGCAUGAACGCUGUAUUCCUGCCAUGUACAAAUAUCCUGACUUGAUACAGGCGAUAAUUAAAGAGAAUAGUCCGCCUUUGUGAACAAACAUUUAUUUUUCGUUGUGAGGAAUUCUACCAAUUCCCUUGCUAAAACAUUUUCACAUCUAGUAUAUAACGAGUGUGGACACCUCCAUUCGGCCCACGGAGUAGCAUAAUUGUUCCACAUAUAUAUCACUGUUGCACCGUUUUAGUAUCUGUGAUGUUUACCUAAAUUAGCUACCUACGUUUGCAGUUGUAUACCUACUGAAACAGCAUUUGCACAACUUCGAUCAUUAGUGUGAAUAAUGUAGUAAAAACAUGCGAUCAUUCACUAAAGGGUAUUAAUGUGAUUUCAAGAGUUAGAUAGAAUUUCAGGCUAUUCAUGUUGAAGGGACGGCAAUAGGUGGAAAAGCUUUCGGAUAUAUUCCUUCGCAUGGUGCUAGAGCAAGCCUUUCCACCUGUUUCAAGAGUUAUUCAGAAUGUUACAAUUAUAAUGGAUUUGAAAAACAUACCGUCUUAAAUGAAAUUUUACAUACAUUUCAUCUGGAUCCAAGCACUUUUACUUCCUUUACUUGUAAGACAAAAUACUGUUCAGUAUUGCUGGGGAAAGCUUACUCAUGGAAUGCCAAUUUGAGACUUCAAGUGCAUUUAAAUUACAGAUGAUCGAAAUUCAUUGAAAGGAAGAGUUAUAGUUUAUGUUCCCUAGAUAAUGUCGUUUUUCGUAAUUUUUGUGUCUUUAUAUAUCUGUAACAUUACAGAUUUCAGUGCAUGUGAAUUAUUUUUAAAUUUAAGACAUCUAUUAACGUGAAACUAUAUCAAGAUGGAUCCAGCAGGUCACUGAGGCAUAUCAGUUGGGCACAGGUUGGGCGGGGUGAGGUGGUCGAGGGUAUGGGAGACCCAUAGGCAAAACUAAUUACGUCCUCUUAUAUAUAAGUAGAUAAUGAAAUUUUUGUACAUAAAUUAAAUCACAGUUAGUUAGCUGAUUUGAAUAUUUAAAAAGAGGAAACUCUGAAUGUAAAUGUGCAAAAUUCCUCUGUUUGGUUUUUAUUUUGCCUUUUUUAUGUCAUGAGCAUCACAUCAUGCUUUUGCAGUUAAAAAUCAUGGAGCACGCUCCAGUUUUUACUUUAGAGUAUCAUGUCUUAAGUCAUACUCUCAUCAUAAAUGGCUUUUACCAGGAGUAUGUUUUUAUUCUGCAUAAUAGUAUGGGAAGAUUUCAACUUUUUAAAGCCUAUUUUUCACUUUUGUCGAUAAUUUCAAAACUUACAUUUUUGUUGUAUUAUGUCUGUCUAUUCAUGUCAUAAAAAUGCAGUUAAAGACUACAGUUUUUGCUUUCUGCCUGAAGGUUUGCUCUUAUCCUUUGACUAAAGCUUUAAAAUGCGAUUUGAGAUCUAAACCUCAGCGUAUCACCAGCGAAGGAUCAGGAGCGUAUCAAAAACAAAGCACAGCAAUACGGAAGAAACAGCCUUAUAUAAUAUCAUUACAAAUGUAAAAACAUAGAGUUUGUUUCAAUAGACCCCUGUAUUAAUACUUUGUUGUUGUUAACCUUAGACCCCACUGGCUAUACAGGGAAGUGCAUACAUGUAGGCCGACGUACACAAAGCUCGCACUGUAGUCGGUUCUAUUCAUACGGCAGGUAAAUAACUUUCGGGAUAAGGUCAUAUUUUUGUGUGAUUCUUUGAUUUUCAGUACGAUUAUUUGUCUUUAACAAGUUAAUUUUGCUGUGAACAUUUUACAGAGUUAAGCAAGAUUUAACUAUAGUAUACUGAGGUUGGUAUCGUGAAAGCCAACUAUACGUUGUAACGAAAAGGAAGCACAAAAUAUCCACCGUUUUAGAAUUAUACUUUUGGAGUGUUUUGUUUUUGCCAAGCAAGGUGAACGUUGUUUUCCUUCGUUUCAUUUUUGACCCUUUUAUUUCUGUGUAGACUAUAAUCUUAUAUACUCUUAGCAGGGAAAUUUGAAUGUCUUACUAUAUGCAUCCUUUUCGUUACUUGAGAUAAACGAUGGCCAGGUGGUAAUGAUUGACGUCUUAACUAAAUGGCCAACGAGUAUCCCAAUGGAUUAUUUUCAGUCUUGAACAAGCAUGUUUCUGUGGUAUGAGACGCAGUGGGGACUGUUACCGUGUUAAUAGCAUGAAACCACCUUCCUUCCACUGGGAACGCGUGGAUAACAAAUGUUUCUGAUACUCAAGAGAUUCAAUAAAAGUUAAAUUUGUUGAAAUCUGC